Rotaria sp. Silwood2 is the source of this 255-nucleotide messenger RNA. The record is from the annotation of a GenBank genome assembly. Lineage: Eukaryota; Metazoa; Rotifera; Eurotatoria; Philodinida; Philodinidae.
AUGCCUAGAGAUCCACUUUUGGAACGACACGUCGGCGAUCUCGGCAAUAUUGAAACUAAUGCUGAUGGUAGAGCCUAUGCAGGAUUGGUUGAUCGAAUCAUUUCGCUUAGAUCUAAUGACACAAGAAAUGUUAUUGGUUUACCUCUUAUGAUCCACAAUUUGACUGAUGAUGGAGGUCAUACUGGCAAAGGCGAAAGUAACACCACCGGAAAUGCCGGUCCUCGAAUAGCAUGUGGAACAAUACGUCUUGGUUGA